AUGGAUAUAGUCGAAGGUAGACCGAAGCCAUUGAAAAGCUUGACAGUAUCAAACUACGUGGAAGAUUUAUUUAAGCAUUCAAUACAACUACCGGCAGAUACCACUUCUGUAUCGGCAAAAACUUGGAUCUUGCGAUUACUAGCCGGUGAUUCAAAGGACGAGAAAUGGACCGAAAUGGUUGCCAUCCCUCUUCGACAUGCCGAUUUGUCGUCGACCGAUGGGCGCCAGUUUACCUAUGAAUUUGGGAAAUACGGAAAAAGUACGAUCACUUUGCUGAUAACUCCAAGCACUACAAUACGACUAUUUGAGAUGGCUACGGAAACUACUGAGCCGGAGAUAACAGACGAAAUUGGUAAAUCGAUGGCGGCCACAAGUAAAGGGACAGUAUUAGCUACGAGCGAGGAUGACGUGAAGAAAGAUCGAUUUAGUGAGUUGCGAGCGAACUAUCAGCUGUUAACUCCUUUCGAAAGAAAUCGACAGCUUGGAAAUUCGAUCAUGGAUCUCAAAUUCAUGUGCCAAGAAAUUGAAAGCACUACCGCAAACGCAUACAAAAUGCCAACUGUACCAACGCACUACAGUAUACCGAAACAGGAUCAUCUAGUGUCAAUGCCAGUUGCUGCAAUGAAGGAAGAUAUGAAAUUAUUAAAUGUAUCCUCACCUCCAACGCAUCAUUUUCUCAUGAUUCAACUGACAUCCAAAUAUGAAGAUUUGAAUGGAAAAAUUGUACAAACAUUAGACAUGUUGAAUAAAACCGUUGAUGACAAUGAACUGAACGAAAUUCAACAUGGCAUUGGCCUAGAGUUUGAUUCUGCUGAUACCUUGAGACAAGAAAUGGAAAAGUUCAAAGCUAUAUUUCGUUUCGAGAAAUUAGCAGCUGCUCUAUCACAACUACACGACACAUCGAUCGUUAUUCAAAAAGCUCUUCUUUCCAGCCGAGUAUUCCGCCAAACACUUGAGGGAUCAUUAGAAAAUCUCCAACGAAGUGGUUCUCUCGUUCAAUUAAUUGACUCCGACGGAUCCAUAUCGAAAGAAAAUAUCGACAAACUUUUUACAAAACAAUUGCGAACAUUACUCCAGGAUGGCCUAGCCCUGGCUCGAGACGAACUGAAUUUCGGCUUGCAGAUCUAUCGUAUUCUGAUAUUGAUUGAAUUGAAUUUGAUACAACUGAUUGUUCAUCCACUCGACACGAAAGAACAUUGUGAACAAGCGAUUGGUAUCAUCGAUAAGAUCAAACAAUAUUGGCUUCAGGAAGAUCAACAAAUGUUGAUCAGUGAAAAAGAAUUAGAUGCUUGUAAAGUCAUUAUCGAUGAUACAUUCGUUCUAAUCCACGAACGAAAGAAACAAAUUCGUCCGGCCAUACAACCACCACGUAUAGCGAAUCUGGACGAAAUAAGCAAAGCAGUCAAUGUUAAGACACUGAUGAAAUCAACCGGAUCGCCUUCGACGAGUAAAAUAACGAUUAAUAAACAGCAUGGUGAAUAUUUUGCAUCUCAUUUGUCGAUCAUCAUUCAAAUAGAACAAAUCAUUCAGAAUUGGUCGAAUGCACAAUUAAAAACUAAAACAAUACAAAUUAUUAAUAAUAGUGAUGACGAUGUUAAUUUUGAAAUAACAUUUAAUUCUCUAUCCGUAUUCGUUGCUCAUCCUUCUUCGUCGGUCAUCGAUCGACACGAUUCGAAUACGAUUAAAAUAAUUCCAAAUGGUCAAGCUAAUCAGGGCAAAUAUCGAGAAGAGUGGCAAUUGAAAUUGGCAAAUAAUCGAUUGGUCAUACCGGUUUUUAUUUGCUGCGAAAUCAAACAAUUUACCAUUGGCAUCGAUCUGCCACUGGCGGAAGCAACAGGCGAUGAUCAAACAUCGAAUCAAGUCAAAACUUAUUUGAUCGAUUUUGGCACAAUACUCGCAUGUUCGAAUACACAUCGGCAACGAACGUUCACUGUAGAAAAUCCAACAGCACUCGAUCUUCGAGUUAAACUACGUCGAGAAGGUGGCGCAAUUGGUCUAUUCGAUAUUGAUAGUAAGCAAGCUGACUUUUUCCUCUUUGCUUAUGAAUCAAAAAUAUUGACCAUCGAUUGGAGUAUACAAGAUAUUGUUCAAGAUGUUAGAUGUGUCUAUGAGAUCUAUUUUAGUAAAGACUUCAAAUGUCGAAUUAUUUGUUUGGGUAAAACAAGAAAGAUUACCUAUGAUCUCAUUUACAAAUCGGUACGUUUGGCAGAGAAACAAUUUCGUACUGAAUUAGAACCAUGUCUACCGGGUACGAUUCUUUAUGAAGAACUCACCGUACACAAUACGGGCGAUGUUAAAAUGACGAUGGAAGCGGGACCGGAAAAUUCUUCGGCAUCCGUCGUUGUCGCACUUUCACAUCGACAAGUCGUUCUUGAACCGAACGUAUCGUUAACAUUGAAAAUUGAAUUGGAAGUCAAAGAUGCACAUCGAACAAUUGACAAUCUGAUCACUUUACUUUUUCCUUAUGCAAGUCAACGUUCAUCGUUCAAAUUGAGUUUCAAGACGACAGCCGGCUGGCCAGAAUUCGAUCGACAUCUAUUUAGUUCUCUUAUGAAAAUGCAAGUUGACGAAGAAGCCAAUGAAAAAGUUGACAAAAUCAUUUUGUACAAUCAAGGUUCAGUUAAACUGUUUAUCGAUGAUUUGCAUUCAACAUCUCCACAUGUCUCCAUUGAUAAUCAUCUUCUAUUUCCAUUGACAAUUUUACCUCGACAACAAAUCGAAUGUUCCUUUACGUACAAAGUCGAAAAGAGGUUAGCUUCAUUCGAAUGCGACUUUGUUCUAAAGACGAAUUGUCAACAACGAAUUCAACAUUUUCCAUUUCAUUGCAAACGCAUGGCUCCGAUUAUUUCAUUCGAUCAUGAUAUUCUUCAUUGUGGUACAACAAUGCAAGGAUCGAAAGUUCCAUCGUUUUCAAUUACAAUCAAAAAUGACGGCAAUCUACCUGCUCAAUUGGAAUACGAACCAAAGCACAACACAAUAUUUACAUUCAAAUUUGGCAAUGAUGAAAAGAGUAUUGCAUUAUCGACUAUUUAUCCGCGCACGAUCGAAUGUUUGGUAGAAAUAAAAAAGACUGCACCUACAGGAUAUUUCAAAACUGAUGUACCUCUACUAAUUCGAUCGUCAGCGAAUAUGGUCAAGAACUAUAAAUUGAUUGUUACUGGACGCGUGGAAAGUCGACCAGAUCCGACAGAGACAAUUCUUCCAAUUGAUCUUCCAUCGUCAUGGAAUCAUUUGCCACAAUCGGAAACCGAAAGACGAUUGAUGAAACUACUCGAAGAUAACACAAAUCAAUAUCAUCAACAAGCAGCAACUGCUCUGACUCCGAUCAUCAUUUUACUAGACGGUUUAAUGCAUUCAGAUCCGAAACGUACAGACAUUCCCGAUGAUUUCAGUAGCGAUCUGAUUCUGUCAGCUAUCGAAUCCGAUGUUGAUCAAGCAACGGCAUACACAAAUCCUAUCUAUGAAAAUAUCAAACAAACAUUUGAUCCGUUGUCAACAAUCGAAUGGAGAAAAUUUUACAAAAAAUUGCAGAUACUUUUGAAUGAACACUUGCCAAAAGCCAUUCUCGGUACAGAAGACAAGACACAAGCGGAAAAUCUUUUACUAGCAAUGGAUUGUGCGGAAAAAUUAUCGAUUCUAAUUGAAGGGCAUUCUCGAUCUGAACAUGAGCAAAUACUUGGCCAUUUGAUUGAAUACGAAAAGAAUAGUCUCAAAGAUAAAACCAAGGAGCAAUCAGCAAAAAAACGUCUACUUGAUUAUGCAUCGGAUUUGGUGAUGAAUCAGAGCGAGACACAGACGCUAACGAGCAAAGAAAAACAGCAAUUGAAAGCUUUCAUGAAGAAAGUUGUUAACACUGUUCAAACGGUCGAAGAAACCGGAAAUCCUGAAAAAGCAAUUGGCACGCUACUAUCAGAAAUGACAACUGAAUCGAAUCGUGAUUCGUUAUCCUUUUUUGAUCAACUAUUGCAGUUAGCAUCGAACGAUCAACCGAUCAAUGAGAAAGUCGUUUUGGAAAAAAUGUAUGAAUCCAAUCUCUCAUUGGCCAAUUCGCCACUUGUCACACAAGCCAUAGCUGCUUCGGAGCAUACUCUAUCGCCUACUUCCGUAUUCGACUACAUUCAAGAACAAUUAGACGAUACGGAUGAAUCAAAAAAUCUCGUCGAAUAUGUCAAAUUAAGCGUAAAACUAUCAAGCAAUGAAUGUCAACCCUCAAUGAACGAUCUAUCGACGUUGCCAUUCGUUCUUGCUUCAUUGUCUUCCGAUUUGAAUUCGGCAGAAAAAGAAACACUUCAUGGUCUACAAAGUCUAAUAUCAAAUUUAACAAAGCGAUCGGACAGUAUUCCUCGAGAUUGGUCAAAAUUUAUCGAUGAUCUAUGCACAACACUCAAGCCACAUCUUGAUUCAAUGACUGUCGAUUCAUUGAAAAAUGUGCUCACUAUCGUUCUAUUAUCGGAUCAAACAUCGACUUGUAACAAUCAAGUAUACAUAAGCAUCAUUUCUUCAAUGUUAAAUUUUGGCACCGAACGUUGUCGACUGUUGUCGUCUGAUUUGAAGAAGUUAAUUCAACAAAACGAUCCAUUCGAUCUUCUCGAAGCGGUAUUAUCACUAACGUGUCAUUGCCGUCGAUUGAAAUCAAAACAAAUUGUUUGGAUGGAAAUAAUGCGAAAGAAUUUUGUCGAAUUUCGAUCUCAAUUAUCGUCACCAGCCUCGGUUCCGAACUUUCUGAUGAAACUCGAAGAGUCUCUCAUCGACGAAUUGAAAUUGACCGAACACAAAAAACUCAAACAUCAUUUGAUGGCCAUAUUGACUAAUACGCAGAAUAAUAACAUGGUAACAUUGAUGCAGAAUAUCUCUGAUCUCUGCGAUCUAAUCAAUCCGACGGAUACAGAACAACGGGCAAAUGGUAAACUAAUACAAAUCGUUUCGAAAAUUGGAUCAGGAACGAUGACACAAUUGCAAACACUGGAACUAGGCAUUCAAUUGACAUGUUCUCUGAACGAUACUAAUAUGAGAAAUACACCUCUCGAUCAUCUCAACACAUUAUUGGAAAAAUAUCAAGGUCUAAUGCCAAUUCUUAACGGUGAACUUACCCGAUCGAAUAUUUCAACGUUUGUAAAUCAGACAAUCGAAUGCAUUCCCGAUGAAACCACGAAACAGUAUUUGCGACCAAUUUCAAAUGCACUACAAAAUUUGAAUAACAAUGAGAGGGAUACAAGGAGUACCAUUACUGAACUUCUCGGUCUCAUACCUGACGAACAACUGUCCGAUCAUGCGAAAGGUAUCCUAUUAUCUGCUCCGGAGAUAUUCAACGGUGACAUUAAACAAAAGAUUAUCGAAUUGGCACAACAAGUAAUUGAUACAGAAUCAUCUGAGAUCAGUUUAGGAGCAAUACUUGAUUGCGGAAAAGAAGAACCAAUAAAAGCACUGAAAUCGAUCGCAGCUUUGCUUCCAGAAAAUCUUCGAUUGGGAUUCAAUGUCGGUAUCGAUCAGUUCACUUCGCCAAAGGCAGCACAAAAUCAAAUCAUUCGAACAAUAACUGAUUUAUACGGACCGGAAACAGGAAAUGCUCUACAAGUGUCGUUCAAUGCUUUGGGUUCAUUGGCAACUGAUAAACUACAAGCAUUGAAGCAUCUGUCACAGUUAGUACCGAACAAGCAGGCACAGGCAGUUUUUGAAGCAAUCGAACAUCUCAAUGAGUUGAAAACGUGCGAAAUAAAAGAUGUGGUCAAAACAACAUUAGAGCUAGCGUCAUUCAUGGCACCAAAGCGAACAUCCACUAUGCUUCAAACUGUAGCCAAUGUUUAUGAAAAACUAACGAAUCAUCAAGAAAUCAAUGCAGUCAAAGAUGCUCUUAGACUCAUUCCUCAUGUACCGGAACAAGCAAAAAAGAUUGUAGCAUCAUUAACUCAACUAUCAAAGCAACCAAUAACCAGUGAAAAUCUACUUGGCUGUGCUUUUGAUGCAGCAAUGGCCGUUGUCGAUGAGAAAACGGCUAGGUCACUAGCCGUGGCACAAAAUGCCAUCAAUCAAAUACGAAACAAAGAUCUUCUAGGAGCAGUUAAUUCGAUAUCGAAUGAAUUCUUUCCAGAAUAUGCCACGAAAAUUGACACAGCUAUGACAAUAGCAAGUUCAGCUGCUAAAGUUUUUUCACAAACCAAUGAUCCCUUACGAGCAUUAAACAGUCUCUUGAAUGAUGAUGAACUCAAAUCACGUUUACCACCAGAAAUUCGAAAAGUCUAUGGCAUUGCUCGAGAACUACAAACAAUUAUUGAUCAUAAAGAUAUGGCGAAUGGAGAGUUAAUGAAGCGUGCAUUGAAUUUAGGGGCAUCGUUUUUACCACCAGAAUAUGCAGAAAAAGUCCAGGUAGUGACGGAUCUAAUCGAUGCGAUUCAAUUAAAAAAUCCACAAAAGAUACUCGAGCAUUCAGUGAACGCCGUCACUGCAUUUCUUCCAGCAGAGGUUGGUCGUGUUGCUCAAUUAGCCAUGCCAUUACUGCAAAAGAAACUGAAUAAUGAACCGAUUAGCUACGAAGACAUGAUCGAUGUCGCUGGUUCUCUCAUUGGCGGUAAAGAACAACAAAUAUUGACCACUGCUAAACCAUUAGUGAAAGCAUUAUUAUCUGGGAAGCGUCUAUCUGGUGACCAAUAUCUUGAUCUAGUCGGUGACGUUAUGGUAGCCAUUGGCGUUGAUCAAAAAGUAGUCGACGUUCUUCAAAAAGCCAAAGCUAUCUACAAGAAUGUUAAACAAAUCGUCGACAGCGCUUCAGCAUUGACCAAAGCAACAACAUUAGCUGCCAAAGCGGCACAAAUCAGUUCAAUUGCUGUCGCCGCAUUGUCAUUGCUUGUAGAUCUCAUACCCGGCCUACCUAAAGAGGUUAAGCAAGCUGUUGAGACCAUUUGCGGUAUUGCUGCGCUUCUGAUGGCUAUAAAUCCUGUUGGACUUGUAUUAGCAGCGAUUGGCCUUGCUUUCACCCUCUUCAAUGUGUUCAAGGGACUAUUUGGUGGAAAAGGUGGUGGUGGCGGAGAAGGUAGUGCUGGCAGUGGUGGAGGAAGCGCUGGCGGGACCAGUGGCAGUGGCGGCACUGGUGCUGGAAGGGGUGGUGGUGGCAGUAGUGGAGGACGCGCUGGCGCGGGCAGUGGCAGCACAGAUGGUAAUGGGAGUGGCGGUGGAGCCAGUAACAACACCGGUGGUAGUGGUGGUGGAGCCAGUAGCAGCACAGGUGGCAGUGGCGGUGGAGCCAGUAGUAGCACAGGUGGCAGUGGCGGUGGAGCCAGUAGCAGCACAGGUAGCAGUGGCGGUGGAGCCAGUAGCAGUAGUGGUGGAGCCAGCACCAGUUCAAGCGGAAGCAGCACUCGCCCCGCUGGAGCAAGCGAUAGUCCGAGUGGAACCAGCACCCGCCCCGCUGGAGCAAGCACUAGUCCGAGUGGAACCAGCACCCACCCCGCUGGAGCAGGCACUAGCCCAAGUAGAACAGGCACCCGCCCAAGUGGAGCCAGUAGCAGUGGCGUCGACACUCCUGCACAUAUUCAUCAUACUGGACGAAUCGAACCAACGCCGAGAGCAGCAUCUAAUCAAAAUCCUAUGAGACGAACAACCUGUAUUCCACUGGAAGAAGAAGGAUUAACUGAACCUAGCGGAACAAUACCUUCUGAUACCCUUUCUACGGCUCCAGAGAGUUCUUUGCCAUUGAGUGAAACAAGUGCAGAAGCUAGGGAAGCAGCACAAGUCGAAGUGGAAACACUAGCAUCGCAAGCCGCUGAAUUAAAUCAAGAGUCAGAAAAACAAGUAUCGAGCAUUGUCAAGCAAGAUGAAUUGCUUUUGUCGGAAACGAUCACGUGCUUGACAAAAGCGACAAUGGUCAAGAAUAAAAUUCAAGCGACAAUGAACACACUACAACAAAUGGCGGCGAACAAUAUGCGAAAAGAAAUCGAUAGUUUAGCCAAGACAACCUUGCCCAACAUUAUUUUGACAUCGUUACAGCUGUAUCAAUCUUUGGAAUCGAUUGAUAAAUGUUCGGGCGAUAUCAGUGGUCACAUAAAACGAAAAUGUCAAGAAAUACAGAAGGAUUUGUUACAAGUUUUGGACAAGCUAAGUGCGUCAGAAUCUUUACGCAAAAUGUGGAAGUUGAGUAAGAAAAAUGAAUUGGUCGAUGAUUACGAUGUACCUGAAGAUGGUAAUAUUUCUGAUCUGAAUUAUCAAACACAAGGCCAACAGCAACAAACAAAUCUGGACAACAUCAAACAGCUUUUACAAGGAUUCGAAGAUUCAAAAUUCGAACAAGGUGAAAUAAUCGGUAAUCCGACGUUGCACAAAUUGGGAAUUAAUCUCGAUAAUCUCUUAUCGAAUCAUGAAAGUGAUUUGAAUUCCGCCCUUGAUGAUGAUAACGAGAACACAAACCAGAAGCCAAAUAGUGAUCAAUCACCAUCGCCAACAGUACCUACGAUGACUGCCAACCGUGAUGUAGUUUUAGAUAUCGAUGAUCGAGGACUUGUGAAAAAUUCUGACCCAGAAACAUCGCUACCGAAAGUAGGAAUCAAACAAAGUAGUGUUGUUCGCGUUCAAGUCGGAGCCGAUACCGAUGGAAAACCAGAACAAACUAAAAGAAAAGACGACAGCUCAACUGUCAAAAUCAGUAAACAAGAAUUAGAAAAGUUGCAAAAACGGUCGACAGAUACAUAUACCAAUCUUUUACAAUCAGUUAAUAAAUACGAUAUCGGAAAGAUCAGUGAAAAUUGUGAUCCUGAACAUGUACCCGAAACGAAAUUGGAUAAACCUCGAUACGCCCUAUUGGCUCGACUAACGCGAAAUAUUCAAGGUAUGCUAUUGA
Messenger RNA from Didymodactylos carnosus, 8827 nucleotides. NCBI's taxonomy places the organism in Eukaryota, Metazoa, Rotifera, Eurotatoria, Philodinida, Philodinidae. The record is from the annotation of a GenBank genome assembly.